GCGGGGAGAGGCCCCCCCAAAGCAGCACCGGAACCCGGGGGGCUGGGGUGCAGCCCCCCGCCAGCCUCCCCCGCAGCCUCCACCUGCACCGCCAGGAGCGCGAAGCCUUCUUCAGCCUCCUGGAAGACGAGGUGGUGCGGCAGUUCCUGGCGACAGACAUCUGCUGCAGGAUUUCUGAUAAGUACCUGCUGGCGAUGGUGCUGACGUACUUCAAGCGCGCGGGCCUGCCCACCAGCGAGUACACCCGCCUCAACCUCUUCACUGCCCUGUACCUGGCCAACGACAUGGAGGAGGAUGAGGAGGAGCAGAAGCACCAGAUCUUCCCCUGGGCGCUGGGGCGGCGCUGGCGCCGGCUCUUCCCCCGCUUCCUUCGCCGCCGCGACCGCCUCUGGGCCCGCAUGAGCUACCGGGCGGCUAGCCGGGGUGCUGAGGGCGGAGAGACCCACCCCGCGGGUGCAG
Molecule: messenger RNA, 459 nt
Organism: Opisthocomus hoazin
Lineage: Eukaryota; Metazoa; Chordata; Aves; Opisthocomiformes; Opisthocomidae
Source: RefSeq, a predicted model, not a curated record